Messenger RNA from Sphenostylis stenocarpa, 768 nucleotides. Lineage: Eukaryota; Viridiplantae; Streptophyta; Magnoliopsida; Fabales; Fabaceae. The record is from the annotation of a GenBank genome assembly.
AUGAAGAGACUCAAUAACUCAGACUCUACGGCUACUUCACUUGCCAUGUGCCCAUCAAAAGGUUUGAAUGGGAGGAAGGAAACUCAGGGUUACGGUGAAGAGUUUCAGGCAAUGUUAGAUAGACUAGAACAAGAAGACAGUAACGAAGAUUCUAGCUUAGUGUUGGAGAAGAAAAGGAGGCUGAGUUUUGACCAGGUUAAAGCCUUAGAGAGAAGCUUUGAGUUAGACAACAAGCUAGAGCCAGAGCGCAAGUCAAAGUUAGCUGAGGAACUAGGUCUUCAACAAAGACAGGUUGCUAUUUGGUUCCAAAAUCGUCGAGCUCGUUGGAAAACUAAGCAAUUGGAGAGAGACUAUGGCAUUCUCAAGUCCAAUUAUGACGUUCUAAAGGUUGAGUACAAUAAUCUUGAGCAAGAUAAUGAGGCUCUAACUCUUCAGGUUAGAGAAUUGAAAGGAAAGUUGUUAAGAGGUAAAGCUGAAAGCAAUGCGUCAACGAAAGAAGAAUCUCCCAUUUCAGAGGUUAGAGAUAGAGGAGCAUCAGAAAGCAAUUCAAAUAGUGUGGUUAAGGAAGAAAGCAACGUUGAUUCUCCUUUUUGUGUGAAUGGAUAUUUGCCCAGUUCAAGCUCAGUGAUAAACUGGCUUCAAGAUUCUGAUUCAAGAGGGGCUCCUGAGAAAAUGUUUCAGACUCAGUUUAUGAGAAUGGAGGAACAGAAUUUCUUUGGCAUCAAUGACUUCUGUUUCUUUUCAGUUGAUCAAUCCCCUACCCUGUAA